This is a messenger RNA of Aphanomyces astaci, 4194 nucleotides long. RefSeq lists its product as hypothetical. NCBI's taxonomy places the organism in Eukaryota, Oomycota, Saprolegniomycetes, Saprolegniales, Verrucalvaceae. The record is from RefSeq and is a predicted model, not a curated record. The transcript has a single exon. Bases 19 to 4161 code for a protein of 1380 amino acids. Gene Ontology annotation, molecular function: oxidoreductase activity. Gene Ontology annotation, cellular component: plasma membrane.
CACAAACGCAACAAACACAUGAAAGCCGUGAGCACACUUCUUGGCGUGGCUGUUGCCGCCACUGCUAGUGCCACGGCGGCAGCUACAUUGUCCACGUGCUCGUCCGCCUUGUUCUCGACGGCAUCACCUCCCGCCUGGGCACCGUUGGGGGCGGCCAGCCCCGUGUCCCUGCGCAGCAUUGUCCAAGGCGAGUCCAUAUGUGUCCAAGUGUCAUUGCAGAACCAACCCACUGCCACAUGGUUCGCCCUCGCCAUUGCCAAGUCCAGCCGCAUGAUCAACUCACCCCCAACCAACGCAGUCUUGUUCACAACGCACAACGCCACCGCCGCCCUGUACGUCCUCGAAGACGCGGCGCCACUGGGGGUGCACUACCAACCCGACCAAACGUCGUCACUCCGAGUGGUGGACUCUGUCGUGGCCAACGGCGGCAUCACGCUCACCUACGAGCGGCCCCUCGCAGCUGCCUCGUCGUUCGACGUGCCCAUCACCCUGGACGUGCCGACGACUGUGAAUUGGGCGGUGGGCUUCUCCACCUUUCCCGACUACCACGAACUCCAAGGCUCCGCGCACGUGACGUUCACCGAUGGUCCCAAGCCGCCAUCUGUUUGCUCGCCCUCCUUGUUGAAGGAAGUACCAGCGGUCCGAUUGAACGACGGCCCUUUGUCCAUCCAAAGUGUGUUUGUCGGUGCGACGACGGCGUGCAUCCAAGUGACCCUGACGGAUGCCCCUGAAGCCGCCUGGUUCGGGCUCUCGUUUGCUCCCACAACCAAUAUGAUCAACUCCCCCGCCAACAACGCUUUGGUGUAUCACAUCCCCAACUCCACCGCUGUCACGUACGACUUGGUGGCUGCCGCGCCCGAAUCGGUCGUUCCUUCGGCCAACCAAACUGCAUCGUAUCACCUUGUGUAUGCGUCGUCGGUUGAUGGCAAGGUCACGUAUGUGGUGGAGCGGACGUUGGCUGCGGCUACAGCUACGGACGUUGCAAUCCUAGCCGACAAACCCACGAUUGUCAACUGGGCAGUUGGCUCCACUUCGUUUCCGGACUAUCACGAAAGCCAAGGAUCAGCGCGGUUGCAGUUUUCCAAGUACGGUGUCGCAGCUGCUUCCAUUAAGCCGUUAGUAGCCCCCCUUGUCACCAGCUCUAGUGUGUGUGACGAAGCCGCGGUCGCAUCUACCCCAGCCGUCCAUCUCGGGGAUGGCCCGUUGUCCAUUCAGAGCAUCGUGGUCGGUGGUUCUGCAUGCAUUCGGGUCACUUCUACCGACACGACGCUGGCUUGGUUUGCCAUCUCGGUGGCUCCCACGACCAACAUGAUCAACACCCCCACGAAUAACGCGAUCGUGUUCCAACUCAAAGAUGCGUCUGCACUAGUGUACGACCUCCACGACGCCGCGCCCGACUCUGUCCUUCCGCACCCCAACGCGUCCGCGUCCAUCCGUGUGCUUCACGUAUCGUCUUCGUCUACUCAAAUCUCGUACUUCUUCGAACGCACGCUGGCCGCCGCCACCUCCACCGACGUCGCCAUCUCCACCACCGAGUCGAGUCCGACGAUUGUCAACUGGGCAAUUGGCAUGUCCGCCUUUCCCGACUACCACGACGUGCAAGGCUCGACCAAGUUGGUGUUUACGUCCACCCACGUGUGGGACUUGGACCACCCUGUCGCAGAUCCCCCCUGCAACCACGUCACAUUCGCGUCCAUCUCGUCGGUCACUUUGUCCGAAGAGAGCCGGUUGUCCCUCAAGUAUGUCGUGCAAGGGCCCAAUGUGUGCAUCCAAGUGGUGCUAUUGAAUCCGCUGGCCACGUGGUUUGCCAUCUCGGUGGCCCCCACGACCAACAUGAUCAACACCCCCACCAACAAUGCGCUCGUGUACCUCGUGCACAAUGCGUCGGCGCACACGUUUGACCUGGUCGAUUCGGCGAUCGAUUCCGUCGUAUUUGGAGGUCACCAGUCGUCCGUUCACGUCGAGUCGUCGUCCAACGUGGACGGGGUUGUGACUGUCACGUUUCGUCGGCCGCUGGUUGCCGUAGGCCCCACCGACGUGGCCAUCUCAACCACGUCGCAUACAAUUGUCAACUGGGCCGUGGGGUUCACGUCAUUCCCAGACUACCACGACGCCCAGGGCUCGGCGUCCAUUGCCUUUGGCACGCCCGUGCUGCCGCCACCCCCUGUGUGCAGCCAAGCGUCUUUUCCAUCCACCGUCCGAGCCGUGAACCUCGGGCCCAUCGCGCUCAAGUCGACCCUCCUCGGGCCAUUUGCGUGCUUCCACGCCACCCUGCGGGGGUACCCGAAUGCGACGUGGUUCGCACUGUCCGUAGCCCCCACGACCAACAUGAUCAACACCCCCGCCAACAACGCGAUUGUAUUCCACGCGGCUAAUGGCACGGCGGCGCUGUACGACCUCCUCGACUCGGCCCCCGACGGCGUUGUGUACCAGCCCGACCAAUCCCCGCUCAAAGUUCUUCAUAGUUCGGUCGUGAACGGCGACUUGGUCCUGCUGUUUCAGCGCCCCGUCGCCGCCACCGUCCCCACUGACGUGGCGAUUUCACUCACGGGCCCUAACCUCGUCAACUGGGCGGUCGGGACAUCCGCUUGGCCCGACUACCACGACAUCCAAGGCUCGGCUUUGAUUCAAUUUGACGUGGCGACGGAGACGCAAUCAGUUUCCCCUACCAAGACGACUGUCGUGCCUACGUAUACGUCGUGGAUUGCUGCGACGACGUUCACUUUGAUUGCGCUCUUGGGGGCCAUCGUCACCCACUCCGGCAGCUUUCGAUGGGCCAAGCACCAACGUUUGACUGCCCCUCCAGCCACAAACUUAGGGUGGUUCUCUGGCCUCGUCAAGACUUUGGCAGAUGUGACGUGGGGCGAAGUGGUGGUCGUGGCCAUCUACGUCCUAGCCCUUGUGGGGGUGGCCAUAUCUGUGCUAGUGCAGUUCCCCACCGCUACUUCUUCGCGACUCGUAGCUUUAGUCUCUGGUCACGUGAGCUUGCUGUCGCUGACGUUCAUUCUGCUGCCCGUGGCCCGAGGCGCGCACUGGGAAUGGCUGUUUGGGGCGUCGCACGAACGCCUGAUCAAGCUGCAUCGGUGGCUCGGUCGUGUGUUUGUAUUGACAGCGACUUUGCACUUAGUGGCAAACCUGCCGUUGGCCACGUAUGCCAAGUCGUUUGGGUCGCAGCAGGUGGUCCCAGUGUUUGGGUUUGUCGCGUACCUGUCGUUCGCGUCCAUGGCGCUCUUGGCGUUGGAAUCGAUCCGCCGCCAGACCUUUGAAGUGUUUUACUACUACCACCGUGUCGCAUCGAUCGUCGGACUGGUGUUUGUGGUGCUCCACAGCGCCACGAUUCGAGCCGCGAUGGGCGUGCCGCUGGCACUGUACGCUGCCACGUAUGUGUGGCGAUUCCGAGGAUACUUGAACAAGUACCAUGCCCACAUUCAGUCGCAUGUUCCCGGCACCGUCGUGUUUACACUGCCUGUGACACCGCGAACCCAAACGUGGGCUCGCACCAUGAACCCGUGCUCAUUCUUUUGGGUCAACAUCCCGUCCGUGUCGGUAUUGCAAUGGCAUCCGUUUUCAGCCGUGGUGACCCCCGACGGCCAUUCGAUUGCGUUUUGCAUCAAAGCGCUCAAAGCUGGGUCGUUUGCCGACCAAGUGAUCGCCCAGGCCAAGACCAACCUCGUGUCCAUGACGCUGUUUGUGGGCGGGCCGUACGGAAAGCCGUCGGUGGACUUUACCAAAUACGACGAAGUCAUUUUGAUCUCGGGCGGCAUCGGCGUCACCCCGUUCGUGAGCCUCGUCAACCAACUCCCCCAUACCCUUCCCAGUGCCCCGUUCAACACGCACAUUCAGUUCCACUGGGUUGUGCGGACAGAAGCCGAGCUCCUCGUGGCGGACAGCCUCAUGUUUGCCGCCCCCCUGCCGACUUUCGUCUCCCCCCGCUACUACGUGGACGGGAGCGCCAUCGACGGAUCCGUCGUGACCGCUGACGGUCAUACGAUUGCGUACACUGGCACCCGCCCCAAACUCGACAAAAUCCUGAGUGCUGAAUCGUAUGUGGGCAAAAAGGUGUGCGUGCUCGUGUGUGGCCCCCCUAGUUUGGCCCUGAGCGUGCAAACACAUGCGUAUAACGCCGGUUUUGACUUCCACAAAGAAGUGUUUGAGUAUUAACGAGUAAUUGAGUUUGGAUGGAGCAACUGUGCA